Messenger RNA from Xiphophorus maculatus (southern platyfish), 689 nucleotides. It is a transcript of the gene pnx, whose product is annotated as homeobox protein pnx-like. The coding region runs from base 107 to 574 and encodes 155 amino acids. The record is from RefSeq and is a predicted model, not a curated record. The transcript has a single exon. NCBI's taxonomy places the organism in Eukaryota, Metazoa, Chordata, Actinopteri, Cyprinodontiformes, Poeciliidae. Gene Ontology annotation, molecular function: DNA binding.
ACAUCUUGGAUCCAACUAAGUUUACCCGGAAAUUAAACUCGGCUGGGGAGAAAUCAGCUGAAGGUGGAAAACCAGAUCAAAUCUUAUUUAAUCUUUCAAAUUGUCGAUGGCUUUAAUUUUUUUUUCUCCUCUAGAAAAUCAGAUUCCUAAUGAGGAAAAUGGAAAGACGGAGCAUCGCACGGCGGGUAAAAGAGAGUCAUUACCCCCGCUCAAGGUGAAGAGUCGUCGGAUCCGCACCGCCUUCACCCCGGAGCAGCUGCGGGUUCUGGAGUGCAGCUUCCAGAGGAGCCACUAUCUGUCGGUGCUGGAGCGCCACACCACCGCCGCGGCCCUCCGCCUGUCGGAGACUCAGGUCAAGAUCUGGUUCCAGAACCGACGCACCAAGUGGAGGAAGGAGAGCCUGACUGUGCGGGGAAAUGAGGAGGAAGGGGAGCAGCGCGGCUUCAUCCCAGCGUUCCCGGCCCACCCCGCGAUCUGCGCGGCUCUGACCUGCGGGCCCCUGUACCAGCAAGGCCCCCCGUUCCGGCUGGUUCCGACUCUGCCUCUCAUGCCCUACCGAUACUGUUACACAUGAAACAUAAUAGUAGCUCGAGCUUGAAAUGGGCCAGAAUCAGAAAAGUCCUGCAGAACCCGCAGCAACUUUUGGAGGAAUUUGUUGCCAGACUGUGACUGUCCAGAAAAUAUUUCAA